Messenger RNA from Trypanosoma cruzi, 1347 nucleotides. RefSeq lists its product as uncharacterized. NCBI's taxonomy places the organism in Eukaryota, Euglenozoa, Kinetoplastea, Trypanosomatida, Trypanosomatidae. Bases 1 to 1347 code for a protein of 448 amino acids. The record is from RefSeq and is a predicted model, not a curated record. The transcript has a single exon.
AUGCGGCGUGGCGGUUCAUGUCUCACGGUUGAGGGGAAGGCGUUGGGUCCUCUCGGCAGCAGAAGCCCCGUCUUUAUUAUGCUGGCAAUCCUGUUCACACUCUUCACCAACUCGUCAGAGUUUGGCCCCUCCGACGAGGUUGGCACAAUCAUCACAAGCUGUCCCCGUCCUACGCUGCUGCAGCAGCUGGUGUCAUUUGCGGCAAUGCGGGAUGUGGCGGAGGAGGAGCAGCUUGACUGGGGCGUGCCAGCCACCCUCGGUCGACAGAACACAUACAGGCUGCAGGUGAAACCAGCGGAGCAAAGCGAGGGGGAUCAUGCAGGGGAAAAUCCGCAUGGGAACGCCGCCUCCUCGGCCUCCUCCACGGGAAACGAUGUGAACUCUGCGAAUGCUCCAUCGCAGUCGCGUCGCCGCCCACACCGUCGUCAGCGUCGGAAAAAGAAGACAGAAAGUGAGUCACUAGGGGAAGAUGUGGGGACGCCUGUGUCUCUUGGCACGUGCGGCACGAAAAGCCUUAACGGUGCUUCCUCCUCUGGUGGUAGUAAUUUGUAUUCAAGCGACGUGGGGGAACAUGCCGAGACGGUUUUCACCACCUCUCAGCGUCUGUGGGCGCAGUUGCACAUGGUGGAGGUGGCUUUCAGCUGUGGAGACAAUAAUUUACUGCACAUCACCGAGCGAUUUCUGAGGUGCGGGAACAUGUACCCAAUUAUAUACCGUUGCCAUCUUUCUCAGGUGCAGGCGGCACAUGAACAGGCCUUGCUUGACGCGCCCAAUACUGGAGUGCAGAAAUCUUGCUUCUGGUCAUGCCGUUCCUGCGGGAAGGCUCAUGAUUUGGUGUGCGAGUCGUGCAUGCGUUGUAAGCGCCAAUCUGGGCCCUACAAAAAACUCAUUUUUGACCAAUUACUACCAGAGACGGACUAUGCAACGAGCGUCUUGCGUCUGCUACACGCCACACACCCGGAGGUCACUAUCCAUCGUAUUGAGACUCAGCCGCAUGUCGACGGGGGUGGUCGUAGCAGCGUCGCAGUCUACGUCAGUGCGGAUGCGGCCCCCGAAUUGGUAGAAAAACUGAACGGAAAUGUGUUCUUUGACAUGGAUGAUGAUGAUGAUGAUGAUGAACGUACCGGGGGUGGUGUGCGUGUGCACUACGUGUACGGCUCCCAGAGGCCGUGGCUGUGGGCGUUCAUCAACAUGCGUAAGGCGCAAUGCAAGGACCCAAAUAAACUACCAUGGGGGGCUUUGGUGGUGGUGAUGGAGACAUCCAAAGAGAAGAUUUCUGGUGGAACUGCGACCAGGGCGUUUCGACCCACACGUACAAAAAGGAAUUUGUUUUUAAUGAGUAAUUAG